ACUAGAGACGACUUCCUGGGUCAAGUGGACGUGCCACUUAAUCAUCUACCGACAGAAGACCCAACCAUGGAACGGCCAUACACAUUUAAGGAUUUCCUUCUCAGACCAAGAAGCCACAAAUCUCGGGUAAAGGGUUUCUUGAGACUGAAAAUGGCCUAUAUGCCAAAAAACGGAGGACAAGAGGAAGAAACUACUGAACAAAGGGAGGAAUCUGAGCGUGCAUGGGAGGUGGUUGACUCCAAUGACUCUGUAUCUCAUCAUCAAGAGGAGUUACCACCUCCUCCACUGCCUCCUGGAUGGGAAGAAAAAGUGGACAAUUUGGGACGUACUUACUAUGUCAACCAUAACAACAGGACAACUCAGUGGCACCGACCAAGUUUAAUUGACGUUGCAUCUGAUUCUGACAACAACAUCAGACAGAUAAACCAAGAGGCAGCCCAUAGACGGUUUCGUUCUCGGAGACACAUUAGUGAGGAUUUGGAGCCUGAGCCUUCGGAGAGUGGAGAUGCAUCUGAACCCUGGGAAACCAUUUCAGAGGAAGCGAGUCUAAGUGGAGAUUCCUUAAGCCUGUCAUUGCCACCACCCCCGGCUUCUCCAGUCUCGCGGACCAGUCCUCAGGAGCUGUCUGAUGAAUUGAACAGAAGACUUCAGGUCACUCCUGAUUCCAAUGGGGAACAAUUUGGUUCUUUGAUUCAGAGAGAUCCUUCUUCAAGAUUGAGAUCUUGCAGUGUAACAGAUGCAGUUGCUGAACAGUCUCACUUAUCACUGCAGAGUGGUCCAUCUAGGAGAGCUCGUUCUUCAACUGUCACAGGUGGUGAAGAACCAACGCCAUCAGUGGCCUACGUACAUACUACACCAGGCUUACCUUCAGGCUGGGAAGAAAGAAAAGAUGCUAAGGGACGUACAUAUUAUGUCAAUCAUAACAAUCGAACCACAACUUGGACUCGGCCCAUUAUGCAGCUUGCAGAAGAUGGUGCAGUUGGGUCAGCAGCAAACAGUAACAACCAUCUAAGUGAGCCUCAGAUAAGGCGGCCUCGUAGCCUCAGCUCACCCACAGUAACUUUAUCUGCUCCACUUGAGUUUGCCAAAGACUCACCUGUGCGCAGAGCUGUCAAGGACACCCUUUCCAAUCCACAGUCUCCACAGCCGUCACCCUAUAAUUCUCCUAAGCCCCAACACAAAGUGACACAGAGCUUCUUGCCACCUGGUUGGGAGAUGAGAAUAGCUCCAAAUGGCAGGCCCUUCUUCAUUGAUCAUAAUACUAAGACUACCACAUGGGAAGAUCCACGGCUGAAAUUUCCAGUGCAUUUGAGAUCAAAAGCUUCUUUGAACCCUAAUGAUUUGGGCCCUCUUCCUCCUGGUUGGGAGGAAAGAAUCCAUUUGGAUGGAAGAACAUUUUAUAUAGAUCAUAAUAGUAAAAUUACUCAGUGGGAAGACCCCAGAUUGCAGAACCCUGCUAUUACUGGUCCUGCUGUUCCCUAUUCCAGAGAGUUCAAACAGAAAUACGAUUACUUCAGGAAGAAGUUAAAGAAACCAGCUGAUAUACCAAACAGAUUUGAGAUGAAACUACACAGAAACAAUAUUUUUGAGGAAUCCUAUAGAAGAAUCAUGUCUGUGAAGAGGUCUGAUGUACUAAAAGCCAGACUCUGGAUUGAAUUUGAGUCAGAAAAAGGACUUGACUAUGGAGGCGUGGCUAGAGAAUGGUUCUUCCUGUUGUCUAAGGAGAUGUUUAAUCCUUAUUAUGGUCUCUUUGAAUAUUCCGCAACGGACAACUAUACCCUUCAGAUUAAUCCCAAUUCAGGUCUUUGUAAUGAAGAUCAUCUGUCCUAUUUCACGUUUAUUGGACGAGUUGCUGGCCUGGCAGUGUUUCAUGGGAAGCUAUUAGAUGGCUUCUUCAUCAGGCCUUUUUAUAAGAUGAUGCUAGGGAAACAAAUAACGCUGAAAGACAUGGAGUCAGUGGAUAGUGAAUAUUAUAACUCUUUGAAAUGGAUCCUGGAAAAUGACCCUACGGAGCUGGAUCUCAUGUUUUGCAUAGAUGAGGAAAACUUUGGACAGACGUAUCAAGUCGAUUUGAAGCCAAAUGGGUCAGAAAUCAUGGUAACAAAUGAAAACAAAAGGGAAUAUAUUGACUUAGUCAUCCAGUGGAGGUUUGUAAACAGAGUUCAGAAACAAAUGAAUGCUUUCUUGGAGGGAUUCACAGAACUCCUUCCUAUAGACUUGAUUAAAAUUUUUGAUGAAAAUGAGUUGGAGUUAUUAAUGUGUGGCCUUGGCGAUGUUGAUGUUAACGACUGGAGACAACAUACAAUCUACAAGAAUGGUUACUGCCCAAAUCAUCCUGUCAUCCAGUGGUACUGGAAGGCUGUCUUACUGAUGGACGCUGAAAAGCGUAUCCGGUUGUUGCAGUUUGUUACUGGGACAUCACGAGUGCCUAUGAAUGGAUUUGCUGAACUUUAUGGUUCAAAUGGUCCUCAGCUGUUUACAAUAGAGCAAUGGGGAAGUCCUGAAAAAUUGCCCAGAGCUCACACAUGCUUUAAUCGCCUUGACUUACCUCCUUAUGAAUCUUUUGAAGAUUUACGAGAGAAGCUUCUUAUGGCAGUUGAAAAUGCUCAAGGAUUUGAAGGAGUGGAUUAA
Messenger RNA from Emys orbicularis (European pond turtle), 2631 nucleotides. It is a transcript of the gene NEDD4L, whose product is annotated as NEDD4 like E3 ubiquitin protein ligase. Gene Ontology annotation, molecular function: protein binding; sodium channel inhibitor activity; ubiquitin protein ligase activity. The transcript has 26 exons. The record is from RefSeq and is a predicted model, not a curated record. The coding region runs from base 67 to 2631 and encodes 854 amino acids. Gene Ontology annotation, biological process: ubiquitin-dependent protein catabolic process; regulation of dendrite morphogenesis; negative regulation of potassium ion transmembrane transport. Gene Ontology annotation, cellular component: cytoplasm. Lineage: Eukaryota; Metazoa; Chordata; Testudines; Emydidae.